AUGAAAGCAGCUCAAAUUCGACAAAAGAGUUUUGCAGAUAAACGCCGUCGCCAGUUAGAGUUUGAGGUUGGAGAUAACGUAUUUUUGAGGAUUGCACCAAUGAAAGGAGUUAUGAGAUUCGAAAAGAAUGGUAAGUUGAGCCCAAGAUAUAUUGGACCGUUUGAGAUUCUUGAUCAGAUUGGACUAGUGGUGUACAGGGUUGCUCUACCACCGACAUUCUCGGGAGUGCAUAACGUGUUUCAUGUGUCUAUGUUGAGAAAGUACAUCCAUGAUCCUACCCACAUUAUAGAUCAUGAACCCCUUCAGAGUCAAGAGGAUAUGACCUACACUGAGGAACCAGUGCGGAUUUUGGACAGGAAAGAGCAAGUGUUACAGACUCGAACUAUUCCUUUGGUUAAAGUAUUGUGGAAUAAUCAUGCUAUCAGCGAAGCAUCUUGGGAAUUCGAGGAAGAGAUGCGAAUUAAGUAUCCUCACCUGUUUGAAGAGAAUUUUUAUAGAUUGUAG
Juglans microcarpa x Juglans regia is the source of this 504-nucleotide messenger RNA. RefSeq lists its product as uncharacterized. The transcript has a single exon. The coding region runs from base 1 to 504 and encodes 167 amino acids. NCBI's taxonomy places the organism in Eukaryota, Viridiplantae, Streptophyta, Magnoliopsida, Fagales, Juglandaceae. The record is from RefSeq and is a predicted model, not a curated record.